Messenger RNA from Pochonia chlamydosporia 170, 2391 nucleotides. Its product is annotated as FluG domain-containing protein. NCBI's taxonomy places the organism in Eukaryota, Fungi, Ascomycota, Sordariomycetes, Hypocreales, Clavicipitaceae. The transcript has 5 exons. Bases 1 to 2391 code for a protein of 796 amino acids. The record is from RefSeq and is a predicted model, not a curated record.
AUGCCUGGUACAGUGGUACGUCGUUCAAGGGCUAACGGCCCGCCGAAUCACCAUGCCAAGUUCCUCGAGCGUUUUGCUGCCAAAGAGGCGCAACGGAGGGUUCCAAGGCCGGCACCUCUUUCAGCAGAGGAACAUGCUGCGAAUCGGAAGCGACUAAGCAAAGUCCGCUUCGUCAAGCCGAAGUACUCAGAAGAGACCAUGAUCAAUAUCACUGGCAUUUUCAAGAAGUGGAAAAGGUACUGCGAUGAGAAUAAAGUUGGUGACUGGGAGCAGACGAUCCGGUCUCUAUCUCGAGAAACUACGAUGGACUUCUUCCUCUUCGUGUGCGGUAACUACAAUGUCAAGUCGUGGGGCACUUCGGAGGAGUACGUGCGCCAGUUCCAGCAGCUGUACACGACGGUCACGGGCCAAUACAUGAAUCGGAACGACAGUAAAGAAGUGUAUAAGUACCACCACAAUGUAUUAGUUCCUAGAUUUGGCCUCCGUGCGCCGAACAUUGAUGGGAAGGCUGUCCUAAACGUCGACAGUCUGCGAGUCAUUCUAACGUAUAAUAUCGCUUACGACACCGGCGCAUUCGACCUCGAGCGGCAUCGCAUUCAACUGGCCGGCUGCUACCAAAUUCUUUGCUAUACUGGAGCGCGGCCGGCCGAACUAGUAAACGGUGAAAGGAAGAAGCCCAAGGACGGCUCCAUCGAAAAGCUAUUCGGGCAGAAGGUCGUCCAGUCAGCCGAUGAUGCCUCGGAAGAUGCCGCAGAUGCCUUAGAUGAAGAGUCGCAGAAGGUAGAGGAGCUGCUUUCCAUGGAAACAACAAAGCGCGGACGGCCAAAGGCUCUUUGUUAUGAGGACAUUCUUAUGAUGCUUGUCCGUCAUCCUGUCACAGGACUGCCUGUCCUGGCUAUGGCGAUUAAGUUCAUUCAUCACAAGGGAGCCGAUAAAAAGCCCAAGCCGACUAUUUUCUUCUUCACUCCGAGCAAGAAGUUGAUCUUUUGCCCCAUUACAGUGGUUCUCGCCCUUGCGUUGCAUGACCGCGCCUUCGACGCACCAAGCCUGACCAAUGCAUCCCGUGUGUUCGAAUCACAGGUUUGGGGUCCGACCGAGUGCACGCCGCUUCGGUGGAGAGAGGAGAUGCUGAAGGUGCCAGUUUUCCGCCGCGUUCGAGGCUGUGACCUCUCUACCAACGAGGCUAUGCUAUAUUCAAAGCUGAGUUACGACAUGGGGCGGCAAAGUCUCGAUUCUGGGCAUGAAAAGGCUUGGACACCAAGAUUUGCUCGCAGAGGCGCCGCCAAUGCGGCCGAUGGUGACGCGCCCGAUUCAGUUCGUGACCAGAUGAUGCGGCAUGACCCUAGGUUUUCUACCUUCUUUAGUGCGUACUUGAAUGAGAUUGCGAGGUUCGACCUCCAAAAUGCCUUCCUAGAAGAGGAGAAGCAGGAUCAGUUAUUUCGGAUGUUUGCCCACGUGAGCCUCACCCGAGACCCUCGAGCAACCCGCGAUAUGGUGCCGGACGAAGUAUGGGCUCAGGUGCCACCUGAUCCAGAUAUCACGGAACUAGAAGAAGAGCGCGCGCAACUCAAGCAGGGCCAGUAUCGGAUUGCUGGUAGUGUACAUGAAGACAAAAUACGGGAGCUCACAGACAAAAUCAGAACGAAAAAGGCAGAGCGAGAGAAGCGAAUUGCCAAAGACUAUCGCGAGUAUUACUUCUAUCAUCGUCCAACUUGGGACAUCGAGGCCCAGGCUCGCGGGGAGGUCGAAGAGCAGUACGAAGAGCCUGUUAUUGAGCUCGUCAUUCCCGAACGCGCCAGGCUGUCCGAGAUACUCUGCUUUCAGCCCAAGGACUUGACGGAAGAACAAAUCGCUUGUAUCAGAAUAGAGGCAGUCGACUUGAUGGUCGCGCUCUGCGACAAAAGGGACACCGGUAAAGUCAGCCAAACUCGGCCAAGGCCUCCACCCCAACCCCGAGUACAGCAAUUUAUCAAGGAAGAAUCACCCGCGUUUGAAGCUUGGUGCGAGCCCAGCCUCUUCCCUCUUCUCAUGCAUGCAAGCCAAUGUCCAGAUUGUAUCGGCGACGAGCGAUUGACAGCCGCAGAGCGCACGUUUCAGUGGUGUCGCCCGACCAUACGAAAUGAUCACUUUGACGACCAGCACCUGACAGACCGCGAAGCUAUCGAGCAGCGAGGGGAAGCGCUUGUUUGUAAACAUCCUAAAUGUAGAAAUGAGACGUUUAAGCAUUUAGAUCAUUUCAGAAACCAUGUCAAGUCUGUCCACAAUGUCCUUUUGAGAACCUCGGAGCAGGUAAAUCGUAGAAGAAUGAGACAGGAACAACGUCGCCAGAUGGUCCGGGAGGCGAAAUCACAGCGCCAGCAAGGAGUCCACAGGACGAAAUUGGCCAGGUGA